Molecule: messenger RNA, 4218 nt
Organism: Auanema sp. JU1783
Lineage: Eukaryota; Metazoa; Nematoda; Chromadorea; Rhabditida; Rhabditidae
Source: the annotation of a GenBank genome assembly
AUGGCAAAAAUUCGACACUCAACAGACAGACGUGAAAAGUUACAACAGUUUGCUAAUACUACUAGAGGCUUUUCUCCUGUUUGUGAGGAAAAGUCUACAGAUUGUAUCCAACCAGGAUCAAGUUUUGCUUCUUCUGACUUCGACAGAAAAUCGAAAGCUCCGCACGAUCAAUUGAGAAACUUACAGGACAGUUUAUCCACGUUUUUUACGCCAUCGUCUGGUCGAAGAAGUCGUCAAGCUCCGAAAAAGUUCGAGGAUGAAGGUCCGGAGAAGCCCAUGAAGAUUAUUAGAAUUUCCAAUGAUAUGGAGGAUACUCAACUGAUGAACCCAUUACAGUCUCCUCUGACAAUAGAUGUCAACCAUGAACCCGUUAAAACAAAAUCAACUGCUUCACGUAGAUCUUCAGAAGCUCGUUCACCUCAACGACGAGCAUGUGAAACUUUGGUAGAUUCUUUGUCCUCUUUCUUCUCAGUGUCUUCAGAGAAAAGACGAAUCAUCCCUCGGGCAGGCUCAGCUCAAAUAGAAAAUUCACCCGGUACUUCUUCCAGUAACUGCCCCAGUAGGGACAACGAGUUCUCAGAGAACAGAAAAAAGAUGUCCAUUAGACUUCGUAAGUCAGACGCCGAGCUCAAACCUAUAGUGGGAGGACGACACACUCAAAAUAGUGCCAGUGCAGCUCUGUUUGGCUCACCGAGUAAAGACGACAGAGUAAAAAUAAAUGGAAGUUUAUCGCCCGUUUGUAAAAGACCAAAGUUAAAACACCCUUCGCGUUCUUCCAGUAAGUAUAAGGAAGAGAGUGAUGAGGACGAUAAAGUCAGCGAAGAGAAGACUACUCCUAAAUCCAAAUCAAGGAUGAGAGAGAAGAAGAAAAAGAAGUUAAGUUCUGCCAUUUCUCCAUCCGGUUCGACUUCUGGUGACAAGGAGAAUAUUAGUUCUGACUACAUUCAAGAUGGUCAAGUCCAGGUUACGGAUGAUAACCGUCAAGUAUUCGAGGAAGCUAGGAAGAGGACUCAAAAGUUGAUUGAUGAAGCUAUCCAAGAAGUAGCAGACAGGGUAGCUUCGUCAGAAAACAAGGAGACGUGUCAAUGGCCGCUAGCUAUUAGAAUAAGAAAUUUUGAGAUUAAAACUUGGUAUAGCGCUCCAUAUCCUCAAGAAUACGCUCAUGUAGCUGUUCUUCAUAUUUGUGAAUAUUGCUUGAAAUAUAUGAGGUCUGAGAAAAUCAUGGCUCAACACCAGAAAAAGUGUAAAGUUUAUCGUCCUCCCGGUAAUGAAAUAUAUCGUCAUAAUAAUGUCUCUGUUUUUGAAGUAGAUGGAAAUGUAUCGAGACUCUAUUGUCAAAACUUAUGCUUGUUAGCAAAACUUUUCCUCGAUCACAAGACAUUGUACUACGAUGUUGAGCCAUUUCUUUUUUACGUUGUAACAACUAAUGAUGAAUAUGGCCAGCAUUUUGUUGGUUAUUUUUCAAAGGAGAAGUAUAGUGCUCAAAAGUUCAACUUAUCAUGUAUUGUAACAUUGCCUUGCUAUCAAAAACAAGGUUUUGGACGGUUUCUUAUUGAUUUUAGUUUUUUACUCUCAAGGAGGGAACACAUGCAAGGAACUCCAGAGCGUCCUUUAUCAGACCUCGGUAGAGUGUCCUAUGCAAGUUAUUGGAGAACUUGUCUAAUGGAAUAUAUGUAUAAUACAGGAAAACAUAGAUCUGUUAUUUCUCUUGCUGACAUUGCUCGCGAAACCGGAGUUUCAGUUUACGAUGUUACAGAAGUUUUCGAUUCAUUACGAUGGUUUUCUAAGCAGAAUAAUGGUGAAAGAGUUUUGGAAAUCAAUAAUACAAUGCUUGAAAAUCAUUGGAAAAAAGCCAAAGCAGAUAAGAAUAGGAUAUGGAUACAUGAACCAGCUUUGAAAUGGGUACCAGUCAAGCAUACACCAACUAAGGAUUUUGGGGUUCGCUCUCCCGUUUUGACUCUGACACCCCAACGGAGUCCAAUGUCCACGGCUAACGUGGGGAGCACGCCAACUGGGGUUUCUUUAGCUGCCGUGGGAAGUACAGUUAAAAAGGGAGCUUCUCCUAAACCUUCAAAGAAGAAAGCUGCUCGGCAGUUGAAACUCUCUGCUUCAAUUAGACCCAAGCUUCUUUCAUCUUCGUCAGAAGAUAGUUCAUCCGAAUCUGAUCAUUCACCAAACAGAAAAAGUUGUCGUACUAAAAGUCGUGGUAGAGCUCGUGAUAAAUCAUCCGAUGAUGACGAAUCGCGCCGGCCAGAUAGCAAGGUCCUGAAAAAGUAUAAUAAACUCGCAAAUGAGAGUAGAGUCUCGAGUAGCAAUUCAUCGAAGAAGGAGCCUGUAUCGUCAAGUUCAAAGAAUCGAUGUACAGUUAGCCGUGGCAGAGCCGUUUUCGACGAUACUGAAAAACUCGUUAAUUCUAAUCAAGGGAAUGGUUUAAUGGUAGACAAGAAAGGGGAAUCUUCAAGAUCUGACAGAAAAACCGUAAAUGGUCGUACUGGCAGUAUGUCCAAAAGACAUGGUCAUCAUAGCCCCAAAAAGGCUGUGCGAGUUCCCAUUAAGACUUGUCCGUCUUAUCUACCUGCGGAUGAUGAGAAUGGCCACCAUAAAAGACGAUCUUUGAGUCAAAGGACAAAUUCUUCUUCGACGAGUGUUAGCCCUGCUUCCUCUAUGGAAUGUUUAGAAAUGCGGAUGAGAGCCGAUAGUCCUUAUGGUACUCGAGCCAAUCGAGGAUACAAUUUGGAUGAAGAGCUUAUGCUGCGCUCUCCUUCUACUAGUCGGGCAACGAUGAGAUCAUCUCCAACCAUUCAAAGUUCUCAAAGGCCUUCUAGAUCUAGUCAUCAUGAAAAAGCUGAACCACACUCUGUGCAAGUAUCGAGUGUCGAAAACACUGAUGAUAGUCGUGCUGCAAGCCCAUGUUCUGAUGAUGAGUCGGCGUCUAAUCCAGCAGACUCUCCGAAGCCUAUGGGUGACCGUUUUCCUGAACAUGUUAACAUGGGAGGAAUUCCUGAUGAUGAUGAUGAAGAUGAUACUUUCUCCAGAUGUGCACCGUCUGAGGAAAGUGACCAGCCUCCCCAGCUCCAUGCUGAGAGUGCCACUGAUCUCAUAACCGUAGGCGGCUCUUCAUCGAGCGGCGAAACUGGUUUAAGCGGCCCGCCACCUUUACUAUCUUCCGAAAUAGGAUACAAUACUGAUGAUGAUGAAGCUCCACCGAAGCUUUCACCCGCUCUCAUUUCUGUACCCCUCGAGAAUGAGUUAAUAGAUUUGACUGAAGAGGAGCGACAACACCUUGCUCUCGACCAGCCCCCUAAAGCCCCAGUCAUGAUACAUGAUGUUGGUGAAGAAGAAAUGGCAUACCACACCUCAGUUCAUAAUUUGAUCGACAACUCAGGAGUUGCUUCUCAUCAUAUGAUGCAGCAGGCUUCUACUCCUCUUCCCACUUACCCAGGAAGUUUACAUCAAGCUACGCCUGAUAGCGUGCCGUCGUGUCAUAUGUCGAAUCAACAAACAACUCCGGAAAUGCAGGCUGGACAGUUUAUGAGUCCUCCUAUGCAACAGGCUAUGAUGCAACCAUCGUCGGUUUCUUCUGUUCACUCAGCUCACAACUCAUCGAUGGAACAUGUUGGCCCUGGUUCUUCCGGAGGAAAUCAAUCGUUCCCUCAGAUGGCUCCAGUUGCAGUCCCCACCGAUCCUGCUGGCCAAUUGCACAAUCCAUGUCUAGGGAAUAAUUCAUAUGGAAGUCCGUCUACGCAAAAUCAACCAAUGCGCAGCUCCACAGAUGCUGUCCCAACUAAUAGUUCAAAUCAGCGGCGCUCAGGCGAAGGUAGUCGGAAACAGAGAACUCAAUCGCAACCUCAGAUGCAACCAAGUCAUCAACAGCUCUCUCAGCAGUUUGCUAUGCAAGCUCCGUUCUACAACCCCCAGUAUCCUGCAUAUCCCGGUUAUGGUUUUGACCCAACAGCUUUCCCCUCAGCUCAUUCCUACUUCCCUCCUGCUUACCAAUAUGGUAAGGCUGCUGCCACAAACACGGCUAUGGGAAACAUGAUGCAGGCACCUAUGAUUUAUAAUUAUCAGAAUAAUAUGGCUCCUAACAUGCACCAGCAAGUUUCGUGGCCUCGGUAUCCAGCUGCAGGCCCAGUUCCAACGUUUCCAGCAUCGGCCAACCCUGGUUUCCCUCCUGCCCCUUAUUUUGGAGCUAGUAAUUACUCUUAUUUCCAAAAAUAG